GAUACAAGAUACAAAGAUCGACGCACGAUUGAAUGUCACCGAAGGAUCUGAUGUCAACAACGUUAUUCUCACAAAACGGUGACAACCGAACUCAAAAUGACAUUCUGAUUAAUGAUUACAAUCUAAUCAUUUUGGACUCAUCACCCCCAAGCCCUGUACAGCUCCCUAUUAUCUGCCUCUCACAACAUUAUCUGAAGCGGUUCUGAUCACUGAAGAAAAAUGUGGAAAAGCAGAGCCCUUGCCACCAAAAGAACCUCGAUUCGUCGACUCUGUCAGUGCCGUGCCAUGUCCUCAACGACGCUACCAAGAAAUCACGACAUUAAAAUCGUCGAAGUUGGUCCGAGAGAUGGCUUGCAGAACGAAAAGCAAUACGUCUCCACGAAAGACAAGAUCAAGCUGGUCCAAAUGCUGGCGGAUGCUGGUUGCUCCUACAUUGAAGCGGGUGCUUUUGUAUCACCCAAAUGGGUUCCCUCCAUGGCAAAUUCGACAGAAGUGAUGGAAGGGCUGAUUCCAUGGAAGAAGAGUCAAGGUGCUGUCUUGUCUUGCUUGACACCCAAUACAAAAGGAUUGGAUCUUGCCAUUGCGGCAGGAGCUGAUGAAGUUGCCAUUUUUGGGUCGGCCAGUGAAGCAUUCAGCCAAAAAAACAUCAAUUGCAGCAUUGAAGAGUCACUGGCUCGUUUUGAACAAGUUGCGGAGAGAGCAAAUCUCUUGAAGAUUCCCAUGAGGGGAUAUGUCUCGUGUGUCCUGGGCUGCCCCUAUCAAGGGUCGGUAGAAGCAUCUCAGGUGGCAAUGGUAACCGAAAAACUGCUCGAAUUGGGAUGUCACGAGGUUUCCCUUGGAGAUACCAUCGGCGUUGGAACACCCAAAACGACAAGGGCAAUGUUGGAAGCUGUUCAGGCCACCGUUGCCACAGAGAAUCUUGCCGUCCAUUUUCAUGAUACCUACGGAAUGGCAGUUGCCAAUGUGCUGACUGCGCUAGACCUGGGAAUCACUGUCGUAGACUCCUCCGUAGCGGGGCUUGGUGGGUGUCCCUAUGCGAAAGGGGCCAGUGGGAAUGUGGCAACAGAAGAAAUCGUUUACAUGAUGCACGGCCAAGGUCUGAGCACUGGGAUUGACCUGGACAAGCUCGUGGAUGCUGGCGAUUUCAUCUGCGGUGCUUUGCAAAAGGGAACUCAAAGCAAGGUUGGACGCGCCAUGUCAGCCAAGAGGAUUUAGUUUUAGUGGUGUCCAGGAACCAAGUUGAAGUGCUGGAAGUCAAAGCUAGCUAGAGAUUCAGGUUUCUUCGAAUAGCUAGACUCCAGCUACUACGAUUAUGGCAUGUUUCAAGCUGUCCAGUUCUAGUAACACAUAGCAAUGAUGUUAAUUUGUUU
Messenger RNA from Seminavis robusta, 1370 nucleotides. The record is from the annotation of a GenBank genome assembly. NCBI's taxonomy places the organism in Eukaryota, Bacillariophyta, Bacillariophyceae, Naviculales, Naviculaceae.